Molecule: messenger RNA, 861 nt
Organism: Fraxinus pennsylvanica
Lineage: Eukaryota; Viridiplantae; Streptophyta; Magnoliopsida; Lamiales; Oleaceae
Source: the annotation of a GenBank genome assembly
AUGGGGACCGGCGGCGGCGAAGCAGUAGAGGCGGAGGAGGAUGUGGGAACCCUUAAACGAAUGCGGCGGCCCAGCGUGAGAUUUCACCAACCCUACGACGAGGAACCCGGAAAUUGCAUGUCCCGCAAGCAACGGGUGCCCCUCAAGAAAGAUGUAGGACUGAAAAAAAGGCGACAGGUAAAAACUACACUUAGUAAUACUAGAAAGAAUAGCGUUGUGAGUUGCUUUAGUAAUGAAAAAGAAAAGGAGAUGAUGGAUUUUGAUGAUGGCGAUGUGGUGAUUGGGACUUGGAGGAAUUUGAAAUCGGAAGCUAGAAGAAAGAGUAUCAGGCCUUCGAUUUCUAAUAAAUGGGUUUCUGUGAAAUCUCGUGAAAAUUUAGUCAAAGAAAAUGAAAAUUUUCAAUUAUCUAGCAGUCGCGAAAGCGAAAAUCAAGAAGGGGAUGAGGAAGAAAAGAAUUCGGGCGGUCAUUAUGACAUUCCUAGAAAUUUUGAGCAUGAAAAUUCGGACCUACCUAGCCCCUUUAACUUGAUUUAUGACAAAGGAAAUAACACAGUGAGUGGUGAUUAUGAUGGUGUGGGUGUUGAGGAGAGGAGGAGGAGGCUGAGAGUGGCUUGGGAUUCGAAUGAAAUGGAUGGGGAGGUGGGGCGAGUAGAAAUAGAUAGGGAUAGAGAUGGAGUGAGGAUUUGGUUGAAUCAAUUGGGAUUAGUGAAGUAUGCAAUGCUAUUUGAGGUUCAUGAAGUGGAUGAUGAGAUUUUGCCAUUGUUGACUCUGGAGGAUCUCAAGGAUAUGGGGAUUAUUGCAGUUGGUUCGCGGAGAAAAAUGUAUAGUUCCAUUCAAAAGCUCGGUAAAGGGUUUUCAUGA